AUGGCCUCUACUGCAGACACUACCAACGCUAGCAACGAUCUAUCCAUGACAGCACCACCGCUCGUUCCCACGAUCCACAAAACCUCAUACCCAAGUCUUGCACCUACUCGUCCUGAGCUGAACCAAUCCGGCAAGACAGUCCUGAUUACUGGUGGCUCAGCUGGAAUAGGCUUCGCAAUCGCCAGAGCAUAUGCUGCGGCUUCAGCUUCCAAAAUCAUUCUGACCGGUCGUCGGAGCGAUGUACUUCAACAAGCAACUUCAAAACUCACGGGAGAGUUUCCCAAUUCAACUAUCAUUCCCCGCCUCUGCGAUGUUGCAAACACCGAAGACUCACUCAAGCUUUGGUCAGAUCUGAAUGAUGAUGGAAUUUUGGUCGAUGUCCUUGUGCUGAACGCGGCGAAAUUCGGGCACUACCAGCAGCCGCUCCUCGAAGCUGAUUUGGAUUUCGCUUGGUCUCUGUACGAAACCAACGUCAAGUCACUCCUGAACUUCUGUCAGCAAUUACACAAGCAGCAGAAAGUCGAUGGGGAAAGAAAGGCCAUUGUCUACGUUUCCACAGUUGCUAUACAUAGCCCGGCUAUUGCAGCUACCCUUCCGGUUUAUUCCUUGAGCAAAAUGUCUGGCCACUUACUCAUUCAGAGUAUUGCAGAGAACGUAGACAGGCAGAAGUUGCAAAUCGUUACCUUUCAUCCAGGACAAAUCCUUUCCGAUGCAGCUCGAGCCGCAGGUCUCGACGAGAGCAGCGCUCCCUUUGACGAUGCAGAGAAUCUACCGGGCCAUUGGGCUGUUUGGGCGUCAACGCCUCAGGCUGGGUUUCUGCACGGCCGUUUUGCGUGGGCAGCAUGGGAUGUAGAUGAGUUGAGCUCUGGGGAUGUCAGAAAGCGCAUCGAUGAGCAUGAUGAUUUCUUGACCUUGAAACUAAUUGGUCUGUAA
Fusarium redolens is the source of this 933-nucleotide messenger RNA. RefSeq lists its product as uncharacterized. The coding region runs from base 1 to 933 and encodes 310 amino acids. The record is from RefSeq and is a predicted model, not a curated record. Gene Ontology annotation, cellular component: cytosol. NCBI's taxonomy places the organism in Eukaryota, Fungi, Ascomycota, Sordariomycetes, Hypocreales, Nectriaceae. The transcript is spliced from 3 exons. Gene Ontology annotation, molecular function: oxidoreductase activity.